Molecule: messenger RNA, 1457 nt
Organism: Rhodamnia argentea
Lineage: Eukaryota; Viridiplantae; Streptophyta; Magnoliopsida; Myrtales; Myrtaceae
Product: mediator of RNA polymerase II transcription subunit 15-like
Exons: 2
Coding region: 237-1364 (375 amino acids)
Biological process (GO): positive regulation of DNA-templated transcription
Cellular component (GO): SWI/SNF complex
Source: RefSeq, a predicted model, not a curated record
AGAUCGAUCGCUCGCUCGCGUCCCACGGUGACUCUUCUUCUUCUUCCCCUCUCUCUCGUCUCUCCAGACCGUCAGCUACUCUGCCACAACGAAAAACCCUAAUCGCUUCCGGUUCGAUCGAUCAGCCGAUCAACCACCUCCUCCGCCACCUCCUUCCAUGUCGCGCUGCUCGAUUUCGCAGAUGGCUCUCUCUAGCGCUGCCGAAUAGAGCCCGAAUCCCUAUUUUCUAGAGAGAGAUGGAGGAGGCGAAAUCGUCGGCGCACCACCAGCAACAGCAGCAGCAACAACAGCAACUGCUGAUGCAACACCACCAGCAUCAGCAGCAACAGCAGCAGCAACAACAGCAGUUCCUGCUCCUCCAGCAGCUGCAGAAGCAGCAGCAGCAGGCGGCCGCCAUGUCACGGUUCCCGUCCAACAUCGACGUGCACCUCCGCCCUCCGGGGCUGCCCCACCGCCCGAUCCAGCAGAACCCUAGCGUCUCCGCCCCUAAUUUGCAGCACCAACAGCAACAGCAGCAACAACGGCAGCAGCAGCAGCAGCAGCAGCAACAACAGCAGGAGCAGCAGCAGCAACAGCAGCAGCAAUUGCAGCAGCAGCAGCAGAAAGUGAUUCGACCGGGGAAUCAGGUGGAAUUGCAGAUGGCGUACCAGGACGCCUGGCGUGUUUGUCACCCGGACUUCAAGCGCCCUUUCUCUUCUCUCGAGGACGCCUGCGAGAGGUUACUGCCUUACCAUGUGAUAGCGGAUUAUGAGGCCGAGGAAGACGAUAGAAUCCUCGAUUCUGACACAACAGGUCAGAUGCCUUCUCGUUCACAGCAAUGGGAUCAUAACAUUGCUGCCAAAGUAGCAGAGUUUACUUCGACAUUUGAGAAACAGGCCCUUGCUUUCAACAUAAUAACUCGGAAGCGAGCUUUUGGAGAGUUUCGCUCAGAGGAGAGGUUGAUGAUUGAGCAAUUUCUUUUUCAAGAGGAAAAACGGGCAAUGCUGGAAUUGAGGGCUGAAAUCGAGUCGAGAGAGAAGGCUGGGAGGGAGGCUCAUGAGGCCCAGUUGCGCAUGGCGGCGAUGGCACAGGCAGAGCAAGCUAGAGUUGGGUCACAGGCUCAUGUGGACAUGAUGGCUCGAGGCCCUAUAAGGGCAAAUGCUCGAGGAUCUCAAGACAAUGAUAUUCCUAUGAAUCACGACUUGGAGGAGCAGGAAAAGGGUGUUAACCCAGACGACAUGAUGAAUGGGUGGGCAAAUAAUGGACAGAAAGACGAUAAGGAGCCAUCUGAAGAUUUCUUAAACGAUGAGGAGACUGAAAAUGGUGAAACGGGCGUGCAGAGCGAUUGGCGUGAAGUUGGCGAAUUCGAUUUAAAUGCUAGAUAAACGUGGACGAGAAGGUCUUGUUGUAGCAUUCUUUUGCUGAUAUGAUGUAUUCUUGCAGGAAGAAUGCCUUGGUUGGUAAACGCGGCCAUUUCU